Cladophialophora yegresii CBS 114405 is the source of this 13026-nucleotide messenger RNA. Its product is annotated as dynein heavy chain, cytoplasmic. Gene Ontology annotation, biological process: microtubule-based movement. Gene Ontology annotation, cellular component: dynein complex. The record is from RefSeq and is a predicted model, not a curated record. The transcript has a single exon. Gene Ontology annotation, molecular function: ATP hydrolysis activity; minus-end-directed microtubule motor activity; dynein light intermediate chain binding. The coding region runs from base 1 to 13026 and encodes 4341 amino acids. Lineage: Eukaryota; Fungi; Ascomycota; Eurotiomycetes; Chaetothyriales; Herpotrichiellaceae.
AUGGACGUCCUAUCGCCUAGUACUCCCAAUGGGGACUCCGCUCAUACCUCGUUGCUGGAGCCGGUCGAUCCUCUCCAUGUUCUCCAUCACAUCGCUGCAUUGAUCGAGACGACCCUGGGUGCGGCGAGGCGGGAACUGGAGGCGGUCGGCAGCUUACUCUCGAAAGGCAGCCAUGCCGAAGCCCUCAGCAAAUGUGCUCGAUUUGCGGUUGACCCCCAGGUGACGCUGUAUGCUCAGAAGGAUGUUCGGGAAGAGUUGGUUAAUGGCCAUAAUGACACCCCAAGUGAGUCGAAGAAUGGUCCUCUGCGGCAUGACUCUAAUCGGUCGGCAGAAAUCGAGCACCUCUACACCCUAUCGUCCGAACUCAGUCCCGCACCCACGACGGUUGCCACCAUUGCCUUCUUGAAACUGUCCGGGCCUUUAGAUGGUCGAAAGUCGAUAGCCAGCCAGAUCCAAGUCUUUCACCUUCCAGGCUCCUACAACAUCAGCGGCGAAGCAACCACGGCUGGAGAUGCCAUCUCGCCCUACGAAGUCGUCUACUCACUUCUGCACAAUGUCCUCAGUCCCUAUUUCGAGGCCUAUACCCGGCAACAGGGCUCCGCGACUCGGAAUUGGUAUGACCCGCAGGCCAAAGGCGGCGUCCCGGGAGCAAAGAGAAGAAUUGCCGAACUGGAAAUGAGCCUGCUUCACUUGCAACAGAAUACCGAUAUUCCCAUGAUACAUCUUCCAAUGCACGAAGUCGUGAUGGGCGCCAUGCAAGAUGCAGAAGCUCAGGGCAAAGCACCUUCCGUCCAACUGAUUCCGGCCCAUGUUCUCGAGAACACCACCGUCCUGAAUAGCAUUCAAAACCAUGUCAACACGUGGAUCAAGUCGAUACAGAAUAUCACAAAGUUCACCAAGGACGUGAAGGAUGCCGCUCCUACUCAGACAUCGGCAGCUCAAGAGAUCAGCUUCUGGCUAUCUAUGGAGGCGGCCUUGAACAAGCUGGUAGAGGAGAUAAGCCUGGACCACGUCCGUUUGACCCUAGAAAUCCUCAAGAAGGCCAAGCGGCAACAGGCCGUGGUAAGUUUCGAGACUGACACUGGCUGGAGGGACUCUCUUGACGUUGUGCGAAACUAUAAUACUCUGAUGCGCGACUUUCCCCUCGAGGAAAUGUCCUCGGCCACCUCGCUGCCAAAGCUGGCCGAAGCCCUGGUGCUGAUCUUCACCCAUCUGAACAAAAAGUGGAGGGUUUGCAAUUAUCCUAUCCGGCGAGCUCUGAGGCUGGUGGAAGGCAUUUCGGAAGACAUGAACACCCACGUACUCCGCCUGCUCCAAGGCCGUUCCAUCAUGUUGUUGAGCUGGGUAGAAUUCACUGAACUGAUGGACUCGGUCAAUCAGGUUUGGGAAACCUGGGACGAUCAGAUGAAGAGCUUUACUACCGUUGCUCGAGAAAUCACCCGCCGCAAGAAUGCCGACUUUGUGCCGGUCAAGAUUGUCCCUAGACAUGCCCAAACACAGGAGCGACUGCGCUAUGUCUACCAAUUCCGAAACGAUCACGAACAACUGCGCCGGACCAUUGUCAAUGUUCUGGGACCCAAAGCUAGAGCGAACGACCCAACUCAACCGGCGGAUGACAGCGCCGUGGCGGUGGUUGAAGAGCUUGGAGACGUUGACGCCGUGGAAGAAGUAGCUGCAGCCUACGAAAUUGUGCGCCAUGUAGACAUCCUUGAUGUGUCUCCCAAAGGCACGGAAAUCUGGGUUCAAGCCGAGAUGCAGUAUACUGAACGGACAUCUCGUGUCGAGGAUUCGAUCAUUACGAGGUUGAGAGACCGACUAGGAAGAGCGAAGACGGCAAACGAGAUGUUUCGCGUCUUCGAGAAAUUCAACGCUUUACUCGUCAGACCUAAGGUUCGGGGCGCUAUCGGAGCAUAUCAGACCCAGCUUCUGGAACACGUCAAGACCGCAAUCGCCGCGCUCCACGAGAGGUUCAAGCAGCAGUACGGCGGCUCGGAGGCACAGAUGAUGGCUCAACUUCGUGACACCCCUCCAGUCGCCGGAGCUAUUCUGUGGGUCCGCCAGAUCGAGGUACAGCUGGAAAAUUACAUGUCCAAAGUCCAGGCUGUGCUCGGAGAAGAAUGGAUGCUCUAUACCGAAGGAGAGAAAUUGCAGGCCGAGAGCCAGAUGUUCCGAAAGAAGCUCACGACUCGCGACAUCUACGAAGCAUGGCUCCGAGACAUCCAAGCCAGAGACAUUUCCGUCACCGGUAGGCUGUUUACCAUUUCGCGAAGUCGCGCUUCCAACGGAGCUAUGGAGCUCAUCGUAAACUUCGACAACCAUGCGAUCUCCCUUUUCAAGGAAGUCCGCAACCUCAGCUGGCUCAACUAUCAAAUCCCGCAUCGGAUAGCGACGACUGCGAAACAGGCCCAGCGCGUGUAUCCCUACGCGCUUAGCCUUAUGGAAAGCGUGGCAGGAUAUUUUGCCGCAUUCCGGGCAAUUCAAGAGGUACCUGACAUGGCGCCACUGAUGGCAGGCUACGAAAAGGAGGUUCAAAGCCUUUUUGGAACGGGCAUCAAGCUAAAAUGGGACUCUUUCAUCCAUUCCUACGAACUACACAUUAAGGGAAAGGCCACGUCCAAUGAUUCGGCACAUGUGCAAUACGUCCGGGACUUGGCUACGGCUGUCACCACAUUGCAAAACAAGACAGCCACCGUGCGAACCCUCGAGCAGACCAUUCAACAAGCGAUCUCAGAGAUGAAGACAUGUCAAUACACGGCCAAGAAGUUUCAUGCCCAGGUGGACGUCAUUCAGAAUGCCGUGGACAAGAUGAAUCUCGAAAAUUUUUCGAAUCUCUCCAGCUGGGUCUCUCAGUUGAACUUGCAGUUGCGCCAGAUCUUUGAGAACCGUCUCCAUGCGGCUCUGAAGCACUGGACCGCUACGUUCACGUCGGUCGGAGCGCAAUAUCCCGCUUCUGAAGAAACAAUCUACAAUGUGCAGUUUCCUCAGAUACAGAUCGAAAUAAUGAUGAACAAUCAGACUGUCUUUGUCGACCCUCCUCUGAAUUUCGUCAGAGCGUCUUGGAUACAUCAACUCGAAGAGUGGUUGGAUAUACUGUGCCACUUGCCUCAGAUCAGAGCGUCGCGCUAUCAAGUGACCGCAGAUAUUGGCGCGCCACAACAGAUGCCGACCUUCACCGACUUACCCAUGCUCAACGUGGGUGCGCUUCAGGCUGCUUACAACGCCAUCGACGCCAGAAUCGAAGACAUGGCUGUCUACCUCGAAGAAUGGUACACUUACCAGAAUCUAUGGGAUCUCCGCAGUGACCAGUUUCGUGAAGUUCUUGGUGACGAUCUGGCGCAGUGGCAUCAACUACUUCAGGAAGUCCGUCAUGCACGUUCCACCUUUGACACGUCUGAGGGACGCAAGACUUUCGGCAGCGUUGUCUUCGACUAUGAGCAGGUUCAGGCGAAAAUUACUCAGAAGUAUGACCAGUGGCAAUAUGAGAUCACGACCAACUUUGGCGGAAUUCUUGGGAACCGUAUGGCAGAAGUCUACUCUGAAAUGAAGCGAUCCCGUGCGGAGCUCGAAAAUCAAUCUCUGGAAGCCUCUUCAACUGCGCAAGCGGUCGCAUUCAUCACCACCGUCCAGCAAUGUCGGCGCAAUGCAAUAUUAUGGGAGCCUGAAGUCGAGAUCUUCCGGCAAGGUCAGACGGCUCUUUCCCGUCAGCGGUACAACUUUCCCAGUGACUGGCUUUAUGCAAAUCAAGUCAGUGACGAGUGGGAUGCAUUUGAGGAGAUUUUGAACCGCAAGAGCAAGGUUGUCGAAGAUCAGACGGACGCUCUCCGUGCCAAUAUCAUUGCGGAGGAUCGUGUCAUCACUGGCCGGAUAACGGACGUGGUUGCGCAGUGGACCGAAGAGAAACCAGUAUCCGGUACCAUCCCACCAGCCGAAGCCGCCGAGCUUCUGCGCAUGUACGAAGGACGCAUGCAGAAGUUGCAGGGAGAAGCGGAGACUGUGUCACGAGCGAAAGAAGCACUUGCUUUGCCCCUGAUUCGGGACAACGCCCUGGCAGCAGCGCUCGAAGAGGUGAGCGACUUUAAAUCUGUCUGGUCGGCACUGUCUACGAUAUGGCAGAGCAUCACCGAGCUCCGCGAUAUGCUAUGGACUAGCCUUCAGCCCCGUAAACUGCGGCAGUCACUGGAGGGCCUGGUGAAGAUGACGAAAGAGAUGCCCAGCCGCAUGCGACAGUAUGCCGCCUUCGAGCAUGUACAAAACGUUCUUCGACAACUGAUCAAGGCGAAUCCUCUCCUGACGGACCUCAAGUCUGAUGCGAUCCGUGAACGACACUGGUUGAAAAUCUACAAAGCCUUGAAGCCCAACAAGCGAUACUCGGAGGUCUCAAUGACUCUGGGAGAUGUGUGGGAUCUUCAGCCUGUGGCCAGCGAAUCUACAAUACGAGAUAUUAUCGUCCAAGCACGUGGAGAAUUGGCACUCGAAGAGUUCGUUCGACAGGUUCGAGAGACAUGGCAGAGCUAUCCGCUUGACUUGGUCAACUAUCAGAACAAGUGCCGUCUGAUUCGGGGCUGGGAUGACCUGUUCUCCAAAUGCAGCGAGAACCUGAAUUCCCUGCAAGCCAUGCGCCACUCGCCGUACUACAAAGAAUUCGAGGAGGAGGCUUCAUCAUGGGAGGAUAAGCUGAACCGCGUUCAUGUCCUGUUCGACGUUUGGAUUGAUGUCCAGAGGCAAUGGGUCUACCUCGAAGGCGUCUUCACCGGCAACAACGACAUCAAGCAUCUUUUGCCUACUGAGUCAAGUAGAUUCUCCAACAUCAACACCGAGUUCUCGGCGGUCAUGAAGAAGGUCUACAAGUCCCCGUUCGUGAUGGACGUCCUUUCGAUCCCCGGUGUUCAGAAGUCCCUGGAACGACUGGCCGAGCUUUUAAGCAAGAUCCAGAAGGCCUUGGGCGAGUAUCUCGAGCGCGAGCGGGUGUCGUUCCCGCGGUUCUACUUCGUUGGUGACGAGGACUUGCUCGAGAUCAUUGGCAACAGCAACGACAGCACCCGUGUGGCCAAACACUUCAAGAAGAUGUUCGCAGGGAUUUCUGGCGCCAAAGUCAACGACGACAACACGAUUACCGCGGUGAUCUCAAAGGAAGGCGAAGUAGUCAUGCUCAAGAAAGAAGUGUCUCUGAUCAAGCUGCCCAAGAUCAACGAUUGGCUUUCGGCACUUGACAGCAGUGUGAAGCAGACCUUAGCUGAACUGCUUACAGAAGCCGUCGUGGCUUUCAGACCGCUGUUUACCGCCGACGACCUCGACGUGGAGCAAUUCCAGGAUUAUAUGAGGCGGUUCCCUGCGCAAAUCAUGAUACUCGGUGCCCAGGUCGUCUGGACCGACUUAGUCCAGGAAGCGCUGGAAGCCGCCGGGCAAGGUUUGUCGAAGCUCCAUGAGUACGAAAUCAGACUGCUCAACCUGUUGGCCGAGAGUGUUCUGCAUGACUUGCCCGCUUUAACUCGCAAAAAGUGCGAGCAUUUCAUCACCGAGGCGGUGCACCAACGGGAUGUCAUCGCAAAACUUAUCGCGACCGAAGCAAAUACGCCCGGCCACCAUCUCUGGAUCCUGCAGAUGCGCUAUGUCUAUGACCCUAACGCAGAUUUGAUGGGCCGCUUACGCAUUCAGAUGGCUAAUGCAGACCUUGACUAUGGGUACGAGUACCUGGGCGUGCCAGAUCGCCUUGUCCGGACACCGCUUACCGACCGCUGUUUCCUCACGUUGACGCAAGCUCUCUGUCAGCGACUGGGUGGUUCGCCCUAUGGCCCUGCUGGAACAGGAAAGACCGAGUCAGUCAAGGCUCUGGGGCUUCAACUGGGACGUUUCACGCUGGUCUUUUGCUGCGAUGACACGUUUGACUUCCAGGCCAUGGGCCGCAUCUUCCUGGGUCUGUGUCAGGUCGGGGCUUGGGGAUGCUUUGACGAAUUCAAUCGACUUGAAGAAAGAAUCCUUUCCGCUGUCUCUCAGCAGAUCCAGAAUAUCCAGAUUGGCCUCAAGCACACUACCAACGAGCAGAAGGCACAAAUCGAACUUGUUGGGCGCCGAUUCAAGGUCAACCCCAACACCGGUUUGUUCAUCACCAUGAAUCCUGGCUACGCGGGCCGUUCCAACUUGCCUGAUAACUUGAAGAAGCUUUUCAGGAGUGUUGCCAUGUCCAAGCCGGACAAGGAACUGAUUGCCGAAGUCAUGCUGUUUUCGCAGGGUUUCAAGCAAGCCAAGCAGAUCUCACAUCAAGUCGUUCCGUUCUUCGACCAUUGCGCUCGCCGACUCUCGAAGCAACCUCACUAUGACUUUGGCUUGCGAGCACUGAAAAGUGUCCUCGUCAGUUCCGGCGGCCUCAAGCGUAUCCGCAUGCAAAGCUCGGAAGAUACACUCAGUGAUGAAAGCAUUCUGGAGCCUCAGAUCAUUGUACAGAGCAUCAGAGAGACAGUCUCUCCCAAACUCAUCAAACAGGAUGUCGAGACACUUGUUGACCUGCAGGCCCAAGACUUCCCUAACGUCGAAUAUGUUCCUGCUGACAUGACUCGGCUCGUCGACGCCAUCAAGGAAGUCAUGCAAGAACAUCACCUCACGGAAAGCGAGGCCUGGAUGACAAAGAUUCUUCAGCUGUAUCAGAUCCAAAACAUUCACCAUGGUGUCAUGAUGGUAGGACAGUCUGCUUCUGGCAAAUCAGCAAUCUGGAGAGUCCUGCUACAAGCUCUGCAAAAGGUCGAGGGCAUUGAGGGCGUCCAUCACGUUAUCGAUCCAAAGGUUAUGUCUAAGGAAGCUCUCUAUGGCAGCCUUGACAGCACAACCCGGGAAUGGACCGACGGUUUGUUUACUGCCAGCUUGCGAAAGAUCGUUGACAAUCUCCGUGGCGAAGAUAGCAAGCGGCAUUGGAUUGUCUUCGAUGGCGAUGUCGAUCCCGAGUGGGUGGAGAACCUGAACAGCGUACUUGACGACAACAAGCUGCUCACCCUGCCAAAUGGUGAAAGACUCAACCUGCCGCCGAACGUUCGAAUUAUGUUCGAGGUCGAAAGCUUGAAGUAUGCUACACUUGCAACGGUCAGUCGCUGCGGUAUGGUGUGGUUCUCGGAUGACACCGUCAGUCCGUCCCUGAUGAUCGACCAUUACUUACAAACGCUGGCAAACCGUACUUUUGAAGAUCUCGACGACGAAAUCAAAGCGGCGGGUCUUGGUGCAAAGGCUGAGGAGACCCAACGCCGUGUGGUGGAGACACUGAAAGCACUGGUCGAGCGCGAUGGUUUCAUGUUGAAAGCACUAUCAACAGCGAGGAAUCACAAACAUAUCAUGGAAUUUACCACCGCGCGGGCUCUCGACAGUCUCUUCAGUCUCUUGGCCAAAGGUUGCCGAACAAUCCUGGAGUACAACAUGAACCACCCUGAAUUUCCCCUGGAAGUGGAACAGACCGAAGCCUUCAUCUCGAAGAAGCUUUUGCUGGCAACUGUGUGGAGUCUUGUGGGCGAUGCAUCUUUGACCAUUCGCAAAGAAUUUGGUGAUUUCCUUUCGACGAUGACCAGUAUCGACCUACCAGGCUUGGACGGCAGUGCUUCCCUCAUCGACUACGACGUGAUGUUGCCACAUGCGCAAUGGGUGCCCUGGCAGUCUCAGGUACCUACGAUCGACCUGAACACUCAUUCCAUCACCCAGACCGACGUUAUUAUCCCCACGAUGGACACCGUGCGCCACGAAGACGUCUUGUACUCGUGGUUGGCUGAGCACAAACCCCUGAUGCUCUGCGGGCCCCCGGGUUCUGGUAAAACAAUGACUCUCUUCAGCGCACUUCGCAAACUCCCCGACAUGGAAGUUGUCGGUCUCAAUUUCUCUAGUGCCACUCAGCCAGAGUUGGUCAUCAAGACGUUCGAACAAUACUGCGAGUACAAGAAGACGCUGAACGGGAUGGUGCUAUCGCCUACCCAGCUUGGCCGUUGGUUGGUCAUCUUCUGCGACGAGAUCAAUCUGCCAGCGCCUGACAAGUACGGCACCCAACGAGCUAUCAGCUUCUUGCGGCAGCUCGUAGAGCAGAAUGGUUUCUGGCGGACAUCGGAUCGAGCGUGGGUGUCCUUGGAGCGUAUCCAGUUUGUCGGCGCUUGCAACCCGCCAGAAGAUGCGGGUCGUCAUCCAAUGGGUGACCGAUUCUUGCGACACGCACCCGUGGUCAUGGUCGACUACCCAGGUGAAGUAUCCUUGACACAGAUCUACGGCACUUUCAACAACGCAGUCCUCAAGGUUGUGCCAUCCCUGCGUGGGUUCGCCGAUGCCUUGACACAUGCAAUGGUCGAUUUCUACCUGAAAUCACAAGCCAGAUUCACACCUGAUAUUCAGCCGCAUUACGUUUACUCACCUAGAGAAUUGACUCGAUGGGUUCGUGGCAUUUACGAAGCAAUCGCGCCUCUUGAGCACCUUUCUCUGGAAGGCUUGCUCCGCAUCUGGGCUCAUGAGGCACUGCGCUUGUUCCAGGAUCGACUCGUUGAACAGGAAGAGCGUGUUUGGACAGCUGACAUGGUCCGUCAGACAGUGCUUCAGCAUUUCCCUACGGCAGAUAUCGACCAAGCUCUUCACGGACCGAUCUUGUUCUCGAAUUGGCUGUCCAAGAACUAUGUGUCUGUUGAACAAGAGCAGCUGCGGGAGUUCGUCAAAGCACGUCUGAAGACAUUUUGUGAAGAAGAGGUCGAUGUCCCGCUUGUGCUCUUCAAUGAUGUCCUUGAGCAUGCUCUACGCAUCGACCGAGUAUUCCGUCAACCUCAAGGCCACCUUAUCCUUAUCGGCACCAGCGGGAGUGGCAAGACAACACUGUCACGAUUUGUGGCCUGGAUGAACGGGUUGAGUAUAUUCCAAAUCAAAGUCCACGGCCGCUACUCCGCAGAAGACUUUGAUGAUGAUUUGAGAACCGUACUGAAAGCUUGCGGCACACGGGGCCAGAAGGUGUGCUUCAUCAUGGACGAGUCGAACGUCCUCGAUUCCGGGUUCCUCGAGCGCAUGAACACUCUACUCGCCAACGGAGAGGUCCCUGGUCUCUUUGAGGGAGAUGAAUACUCCGCGCUGAUGACUGCUUGCAAAGAGGGAGCUCAACGACAGAAUCUCAUGCUGGACUCGCAAGAAGAACUCUACAAGUGGUUCACGCAGCAGAUCGUCCGCAACCUGCAUGUUGUCUUCACCAUGAACCCGCCACAAGAAGGUCUAUCAUCCAAGGCUGCUACCAGCCCAGCGCUGUUCAACCGGUGUGUCCUCAACUGGAUGGGCGACUGGUCGGAUCAAGCUCUCUUCCAGGUCGGCUACGAACUCACCCAGUCCAUCGACCUCGACAAGCCAAACUUCACCGCCCCUGACAGUAUCCCUGUCGCUUAUAGGGACCUGGCUUUGCCAGCCUCACACCGAGAUACUAUCGUCAACGCAAUGGUGCAUAUACACUACUCUGUUCAGAAGACCAAUGAUCGGUUGGAGCGCCAGCAGGGCAUCGUCACAUACCUCACGCCCCGCCACUACCUGGACUUUGUGACCCAAUUCGGCAAACUCUUCAGAGAGAAGCGUGAAGACCUCGAAGAGCAACAGCGACAUCUCAACGUCGGUCUCGAGAAGCUCCGAGAUACUGUCGACAAGGUACGCGACCUGAGGGCAAGCCUGGCGCAGAAGAAGCAGCAACUGGAGUUGAAAGAUGCUGAGGCAAACGAAAAGCUGCAACGCAUGGUGGCCGACCAGCGGACAGCGGAGUCACAGAAGACGACUUCGCUCGAGAUCCAGACAGAACUAGAGAAGCAAGAGAAGGAGGUAGCCAGCCGAAAAGAAAUCGUGUUGGGCGAUUUGGCCAAAGCCGAGCCAGCGGUCAUCGAAGCGCAACGAAGUGUCAGCAACAUCAAGAGACAAUAUCUCACCGAAGUGCGAUCGAUGGCCAAUCCGCCGUCUGGUGUCAAGCUUGCUUUGGAUGCAGUAUGCACGUUACUCGGUCACAAGGUCGAAAACUGGAGGGCUAUUCAGGCUGUUGUGCGAAGAGACGAUUUCAUCGCAAACAUCGUGAACUAUGACAACGAGAAAGAUAUGACGCCCAGUCUCCGGCACAAGAUGCGCCACGACUAUCUGUCCGCUGAGGACUUUACGUUUGAGAAGGUUAACCGCGCCAGCAAGGCCUGCGGUCCUCUCGUCCAAUGGGUCGAAGCACAAGUCAACUACUCUGAGAUCCUGGACCGAGUGGGACCGCUGCGAGCCGAAGUGGAGCAGCUCGAAGACAAGGCACUGCAGACCAAGGCGGAAGCGAAAGCCAUUGAGAAUACAAUCUCGAAGCUUGAAGAAAGCAUUGCGACGUACAAGACAGAAUAUGCGGCCCUUAUAAGUGAGACACAGGCGAUCAAGAGCGAAAUGGCGCGGGUCCAGACCAAAGUCGACCGUAGCCUUCGUCUCCUGGACAGUCUUUCUUCCGAACGGGUCCGGUGGGACGCAGCCAGCAAGUCAUUCGAGACACAGAUCCAGACUCUCGUUGGCGACGUUGUUAUCGCGUCGGCAUUCCUGGCAUAUGGGGGCUUGUACGAUCAACAAUUCAGAAAGUCCAUGAGUGAUGAUUGGUUACACCAUAUGUCUCAAUCUGGCAUCUCCUGCAAGGCCGACGGCUCCGUCCUGGGCUAUCUGUCGUCCGCGGACGAACGUUUGGAAUGGCAGCGGCACUCACUUCCCGCGGACGACUUGUGCAUGGAGAACGCCAUCAUGCUCAAACGCUUCAACCGGUAUCCCUUGAUCAUCGAUCCGCCAGGCAGAGUCACAGAAUUCUUGAAGCAGGAGCACCAAGGCAGGAAAUUGACAGUAACAAGCUUCCUUGACGAUGCUUUCACGAAGCAGCUUGAGAGUGCAUUACGUUUUGGCAAUCCGAUCUUGAUCCAGGACGCCGAAUAUCUGGACCCCAUCUUGACACACGUUCUCAACAAGGAAUACCAGAAGACGGGCGGGCGGGUCCUUAUCCAGCUAGGCAAGCAAGAGAUCGACUUCUCUGAGCACUUCCAACUGUAUCUCUCCACUAGGAACCCCUCGGCGGCUUUCGCACCAGAUGUAUGCAGCAGGACUACUUUCAUCAACUUCACAGUCACGCGAAGCAGCUUGCGGACGCAAUCGCUAGAUGAUGUCCUCAAGGCAGAGCGGCCGGACGUCGACAGGAGACGGACCAACUUGGUCAAAAUGCAAGGCGAAUUCGACACCAAUCUCCGACAGUUGGAAAAGAGGCUGCUACAGGCCCUCAACGAGUCUCGCGGUAACAUUCUCGACGAUGACAACGUCAUUCAGACACUCGAGACUCUGAAGAAAGAAGCUGCCGUCAUCACCAAAAAGGUUGCCGAGACGGAGGGCGUCAUGGCUGAAGUCGACCGUAUCACCCAAGGCUACAGUCAUAUUGCCAAUGCGUGCAGCGCCAUCUUCGCUCUGCUCGAACAGCUGCAUCAUCUCAACCACGGAUAUAGAUUCUCGCUACAAUACUUCAUCGACAUUUUCCACACGGUGCUCCACCGAAACCCUCAUCUGACGAACAAGACAAAUCAUGAGGAACGCGGCGAGAUCAUCUUGAAGGACAUUUUCGUGGAAGCUUACCGCCGAACCUCCUUGUCCCUGCUGCAAAAGGAUCGCAUUACGCUGGCGAUGCUUCUUGUUCGAGCCACUCCCUACCAAUUUGACCAAUCUGCGAUGGAGCUCAUUCUGGAGGAUCGACCCCACUCCCGUGGCGCGGUGCCUGCGGACGGUCAUGACGAGGACAUCAUACCGGCAGUCAAGCGAAUCCCAAUCUUCCAACAGGAGAAGAUUGAUGCCACAAGCACAGGUUGGAAACAGUUCAUGUCGGCUGAGCGUGCAGAGCACUGCGUCCCGAUCCUUUGGGAUGAGACUGACAACACCAUGGACCAGAACCUGUACAAGUUGUUACUGAUCAAGCUGGCUCGACCAGACAGAUUCUUGCCUGCAGCUCAAGCACUCGUAGCAAGCGUGUUCGGAUCAGAGAUAUUCCAGGGCGAUGAUGACUUGAGAACAAUCGUCGCGCAAGUCACGUCUUCGAUUCCGAUCGCAUUGUGCUCCAACCCCGGCUUCGACGCAAGUUACAAGGUUGAUGCUCUGGUUGAGAAGCAGAAUACAUCAUGUGCCAAUGUCGCCAUGGGAUCCGAAGAAAGUGUCGCCAGCGCAGACAAAGCGAUCACGAGCGCUGCAGCAAGUGGCAGCUGGGUGCUGAUCAAGAACGUUCACCUGGCUUCACAGUGGUUGCAGAGCUUAGAGAAACGUCUGUCGGCACUCAAGCCACACCCUGAUUUCAGGCUGUUCUUGUCGAUGGAAUCAAGCCCCAAGAUCCCGGUCAACCUCCUGCAAGCGUGCAGAACACUUGUGUACGAGCAACCUGCCGGCAUGAAAGCGAACAUGAAGGACACCAUGACGGUACUGUCGGACCGAGGCUCGCGAACGCCGGUGGAAAAGGCUAGACUCUACCUCCUGCUAUGCUUCCUUCAUGCUGUGCUGCAAGAACGGCUCCGAUACGCGCCAACACUGGGAUGGAAAGGCCUCUGGGAGUUCAAUGACAGCGACUACGAAUGUUGUUCAUUCAUAAUAGAUUCCUGGGUCGAGGCAAUCGCACAAGGACGUUCCAAUGUGGCCCCAGUCAAACUGCCAUGGGAUUUGAUUCGGACGCUAGUGACGGAGAUGUAUGGUGGCAAGAUUGAUGAUGAGGGGGAUUUCUCGUUGCUGGGUCAAAUUGUGGGCAAAGUUUUCGACCCUGCUGCGUAUGAGACUGACCACGAACUGGUGUCUGAUCCGGAUGAAGGCCAGGCGCUGAAGGUUCCUUCAGGGACCACGAUUCGUGACUUCAUGGGUUGGGUGGAUACACUACCUGAACGAGAACCGCCUGCAUACUUGGGACUCCCCGCCAACGCCGAGAGAUUGCUGUUAAUGGGACAAGGCAGGGAAACAAUUAGCAAACUGGCCAGGAUUACCGAUUUGUUGGAGGAAGGUGAACAGACCAUGUCGGAGGCUUCACAUAGGGCUUGA